Messenger RNA from Fusarium venenatum, 438 nucleotides. Lineage: Eukaryota; Fungi; Ascomycota; Sordariomycetes; Hypocreales; Nectriaceae. The record is from RefSeq and is a predicted model, not a curated record.
AUGGGUCCUUCAUGGCUUGUUCGCCUGUCUCUCCUGAGCCUGUCCCUAGUUCACCCGUCCGUGUCAAAAGACGAAUGUCAACCUUCGACCUGGAAGCUCAGUUCUGCCUUGAGCGCAGGCGAUAUUAAUUGUCGUAUGAGCCAGGUCGCAGGACCCAAGGCUGAUGCCAACACAUGUGCCUCCAUGGUCAAGAAAUGGGACAUUACGAUUGAGAAGUUCUACGACUUGAACCCCAGACUCAAUGGUGAUUGCAAAAACAUUUUACCUAACAUAAGAUACUGUGUGGACGGAUUCCCCGAACCACUUCGGGCCUAUGAUGGUCGAUGUGGUCCCGACCAUAACAACGCGACUUGCGUCGGCACAGAUAACCAGUGUUGUAACAAGAACACCUGGGUUUGCGGUGACACGGACCAAUUGGAAAUUGUUUCUUCAUUGUGA